UAGAUGUGUACGUAGAAAAAAAAAACUUUCUUAAAAGGGCUCAAACCCUUCGAAGUUCGAACCCCAUGGCGAAACCCUCGAAAUCGAAGAACCCAUCGGAGGCAGAUGAUGGGGUGCUCGACGCCGAUGCCGAUUCCGACCUCGAUGCCGGCAAAAAGUCACCGUCGAUAGACAAUGUCACCGGCGACAAAGAGGCAAAGACCGCCAAGAGAUUAACCAGCAAAAGAAGAAAGGUAGUUAGUUCUUGUACAUCGUCAGAACACUCACGGGCAGUAGAAUUAGUUGCCAGCAAUGAAGAUCUCCUAACAGAGAUCAUUUCCUUUCUGCCUGCGAAGCCGCUCCUCAAAUUCAAGUCUGUAUCUAAGCAUUGGCGCUCUCUCAUCUCCGACGUAAAGUUUACCUCCAACCACGCCUGCCGAAAUCCCAGUUCUUCCUUGAUCUCAGGCCUCUACUUCUAUCAUAGACCUUGGGUUACAUUCAAGUCUGUCUCGCUUCAUGGCCACCUAAGUCUUCCCACACUUGCCUUCCUUGAUCCUGUACUGAAAGGAUCGGAGUCUCGUGUUGAGGACUCUUGCAAUGGCUUACUAUUGUUCUCGAAUGGUGGCAAAAAGGAGUAUAUUGUUUGUAAUCCGACCACCCAGAAAUAUAUUGCACUUCCCCAACAUGGUGACAGCACUACAUAUACAUAUUCUCAUAAUUUCGGUGCCUACUUGGCUUUUGAUCCUUCAAAAUCGCCUUACUACAAAGUUGUCUUGCUAAGUUACCAUUGUGGUUAUGUGGAAAGAUCUAGGUCAUAUCGUAUUUAUAUAUACUCAUCAGAGAGUGCGUCUUGGAAAGAAGUGCAUGUAAAAGCACCCAUUGUUGGCCCCUAUGGACGCAGGGUCUUUUGGAAUGGAGCAAUUCAUUGGAUGAGUCACGACGAUAAUCACAUUCUGUUUGAGUCGUUCAACAUUGAUGCAGAGAUUCUGACAGGAACCCAAACGCCUAAAGUACCUAAUAUCCUUAAUGGAGAUAAGAUUCAGUAUUUUGGGGAAUGUGGUGGGAGUUUGCUUCUUAUUCAGUCUCGUGAGUACUCUGCUAUGGGAUUCAGAAUCCUUGAGAUGAAAAAAGACUGUUGUCGUUGGAUUGUGAAGUGCCGAGUGAAUCUGAGACCCAUACGUUCGGUAUUCCCUGAAGGAUACUGCCCAGAAUAUUGCGUGCUGUGUUGUGUGAAUGGAGCAAACGGAAAAGAUUUCACGCUCGUGUUUGUUAUCCCGGGGAAAGUUAUUGCAUAUGAUCUGAAUUCGAAGGCAAUGAAGGUGCUUCUUGAUUUGCAUGGUGACGCUGAUAGCCCUUCUCACUAUUCAUAUUAUCAAGUUUACCAAUUCAUUGAAAGCUUAUCCCCUAUUUGAGCAUCUACUACAUUCUAAUUUCCUUUUGCUUCAAUCUACUUGUUGAUGGUCGUACACUCAUUAUUUGUUGCUUGUUAUAAGAUAUCUUUGGUUACUUUGCUGUAAUCUUUUGAGUGAGAAAGCUAUCAUCUUUUUGCAGAAGUUCACAGAAUUCUUA
Messenger RNA from Rhododendron vialii, 1548 nucleotides. RefSeq names its product F-box protein At5g07610-like. The coding region runs from base 66 to 1391 and encodes 441 amino acids. NCBI's taxonomy places the organism in Eukaryota, Viridiplantae, Streptophyta, Magnoliopsida, Ericales, Ericaceae. Gene Ontology annotation, molecular function: protein binding. The record is from RefSeq and is a predicted model, not a curated record. The transcript is spliced from 2 exons.